AUAAACCGGGUUCGUUAAAGUCUAGUCGUUUCGAAUGAUAAAUCGUUUGGAGACGGGGGGAGAUGGCGGUGAGACAGAAAGCUAUGGCGACGUUGCCGAAGCUGAUCCGAGCCAUGAGAAAUGAAUCUCCGAAGCAUCACAACCUCGUCUUGCCAUCUCUAAGAAGAGCUUUCUCUCUCUACGAUCAGAUCAACCUCAUCGACAACGUCCCCGAGGAUCAACUUCGGUUUCAGGAAUUUGAUGAGACGAGUUUCACGGUGAAUGGGGUUAAGUACGAUGGGAGCUUGCUCUCUGUUGGGAACUUGCUGAUGUCAUGGAGCCCUCGUAGCUUCUCUGAGAUCACAACGGAUAGCUUGUCAAUCUUCCAGACUGUUCGACCAAUUCCAGAGCUCUUAAUCAUCGGCUGUGGAAGAUACAAUCAUCCAGUGAAUCCACAAGUUAGACAGUUUGUAAAGUCAAUUGGCAUGAAGCUAGAAACUCUUGACUCUAGAAAUGCUGCAUCGACUUACAACAUACUGAAUGAGGAAGGCAGGAUCGUGGCGGCUGCAUUGCUGCCUUAUGGAGUUACAUCCUAACUCCUAACCUCAGAGAUUAUCUUUUCUGAUGAAACACCAGCAUGGUUUGUAAAUGAAAUGUUUCACAUUCAGUUGUUUUCCGAAACUUUUGUAAACGAAUCAACUUUUCAGUAGUUAUGUUUUAGAGGGUAAGUAACAGUACUAUUGCAACAUUGAAACUUUUAUUGUCUCUUACAGCUUCAAUAAAACUGAGCUUUAUCUGGAAAA
Brassica rapa (field mustard) is the source of this 782-nucleotide messenger RNA. RefSeq lists its product as uncharacterized. The record is from RefSeq and is a predicted model, not a curated record. Gene Ontology annotation, biological process: mitochondrial respiratory chain complex I assembly. Lineage: Eukaryota; Viridiplantae; Streptophyta; Magnoliopsida; Brassicales; Brassicaceae. Gene Ontology annotation, cellular component: mitochondrial inner membrane.